UUCCUUCAGAAUUAUGAGUUUAUAUCACGACAGCACCAGUGCCCUUUCACUUUAAUUUCAUGGAAAAGAGAAGCUUGGACACUCCGCUGGACAUCUCUUUCUGUGUUCCACUAAAUAAAUAAAGUCAUACAGGCUUUAGUGAAUGACUUAAAUGUCUUUUUUGGAGCUUAUCAUUUGGAUCAUUUGUUUUUAACAAAAUUGACACCCUUUAAAGUGACCUUGCUACAAUCUUUUUUAAAACAUGUAUUACAGUCUUUACUCUCUCUUCAGUUUAUUACAUUUUAUGAGAUUUAUUUUCAUCUAGAUAGCAUAGCGACAUGAACAGCCACUUGUCUUGUGGUUAUCAGAACUCCAUUAAUGAAUUUAUCUGGGAUGUAUGUGGUCACAGAUCACAUCUGAUCUUUUUUUUAUAACAUUGUUUAUUAUCAGCUUACUAGGCCUCAGCGUGAACUCUUUCAAAGUCCUUUUUUGCCCCAUUGGUGUUAUAUAACUUGCUAACAAUACUCAGUGAUAAUAACAGUUUUUCGGGAAUGCUGUACUGUUGUGUUGGUGCCGCUCCACAGCGUGACAGCAUUGAAAUCUGGUGCCAGUAAACACCUUGCACAUUUGGUGCUUUGAUACUUGACUUGGACAUAUGCAGCGAGGUCACAGGGCUGUUUCCUUUGGGAUGUUCCGGUCAGGAUUCUCAGAAUAGAACUAUUUCCUCAAGAAGCAGAACUGAAAAGAGACUGGAAGUGCUGGCAGUGUGUGGAUUAGGAGCAUGCUUGAUUAUUGUUUCAGGACGUUGUGCUGUAAAGGACCUCCCCCUCCCAGACCAGAAUAUGACGUGGUUUGUAUCGGUCUGACGGGUUCUGGGAAGACCAGCCUGCUCUCCAGACUUUGCAGUGAGGCAACAGACAACAUCGUCCCCACCACAGGUUUUAGCAUUAAAGCUGUCCCGCUCCAGAAUGCCAUUUUAAAUGUCAAGGAACUUGGAGGAGCGGACUCAAUUAAAAAGUACUGGAGCCGGUACUACCAGGGCUCUCAGGGGGUGGUGUUUGUUUUGGACAGCGCUUCGUCGGAGGAGGACUUGGAAGUGGCGCGUACAGAGCUCCACUCGGCCCUGCAACAUCCGCAGCUCUGCACGCUUCCCUUCCUCAUUCUGGCCAACCACCAGGACAAACCUGCUGCCCGCUCUGUACAAGAGAUAAAGAAAUACUUUGAGCUGGAACCUCUGGCACGAGGCAAGAGCUGGAUUCUGGAUGGCAGCACGGUGGACAGCAUGGACACGGUGAAGGAGAGCUUUGGUCAGCUCAUUCAUCUGCUUGAGGAGAAGGACCAUGAGAUAGGCAGGAUAUGACUCGGGGACGACAUCCCAGCACCCCUUAGACACUACCGAACGCCAACUCACCACAGGCCGGCACAUGCCGGUUCAGCCUGGCUGUUGUGUAUACUACAUUGUUACUGUGGUGAAACAAUUUGAGCCAUGGGGAAAAAAAAUGGACUAUGGUAAAUCCUCAUGUAAGGAUGCAUAUCUGCAGAAAAAGAAGGUACCUCAGCCCUUAAGUUUGAUACCUUCUCUUAAACCACAUGUGUAAACCCAGAACAAGUGUUAGACACACGAUUACCAUUCUCAGUAAAAUGGUUGUAUCUGUCCUUUUUAAUACAGACCUUGUCGCACAUUGCUUCUAAAUAGAUGAUGUAAUCAUAUGCUUGGUCACGUAGGGCAACUGGAAGUCACGCAGUCCAUAGUUUGUUUUCUUAGCACAGCGUGUGAGUGAUUGUGUGAAUGAUUGUUUGCGAGCGAGAGAGACAUGCCGGUUUGUACUUAAAAGCCUUAAAGUGAGUACUAAUGUAUUUUUAAAACAAAUGUUUCAUUAUGUUUUCACAAACGACAGUCUUUAGAUGUAAUUCAAAUAGGCCGUCUUAAAUAUUUGUGGCUGUGAAGUGAAAAGAAGUGGAAUUAUGAGUGAUUCCUCAGUUGUAAAAAAAUAAAAUAAAUAAAAUGUAAUAUCUCGACACUGCAUGGAGCCGCACUUGACGAACCAUUGGAGCUUUAGAGUGACCUAUAAACGCGCAUUUUUAAAUUUGGGAUCAUUGAGGACACCAGUGUUUUCAUAACUUGGUCUAGUAUUAUUUCUCAGCUGAUCAUAUGAUCUCAGCUGAUCAUAUCCAGGAUUUUGCUCAUCUGUCUCUUUAUCUUGGAUGGUAAUGGCUGACAAAGCCCUACUGAAAAAUAAUAACACUGAAAGAAAUUAAAACCAUAAUCAGCGCUCUAGGUGAACCGUGACACAGCCUUUGAUUUUAUAUAUUCAUGAUGUAUUUACUAUGUGCUUGUUUGGAUAUCACGUUAUUUGUUUUUGAAUUUUUUUUGUAUUUCUGUUGGCCCUGAAUGUAACACACUCUCUUUGCAUAACCACACCUCCUCUAGUCUACAUGUUUUCCCAUUUGGAUGAGUUUCUAGAUGUAUGAAUGGAGGAGGAAGUUAAUGCAAGAGCCCAGUCUGGUAUUAACCAAAUCAUUCAUGUGCCACAUCAGCCACACUUCCAGAAACAAGCAUCAUUUGACAAACACCUUGAAUGCAUAAUCGUCAUCAGACUCGGGCAACAUCUUGGGUUUUAUUUAUAUCUACUACAAUUUUAUACCCUCCAAACCAGUUCAGCUGCCUUUUUGUAAUUCAAAUAUUUUUACAUUGUUACAGAUUAGUCACUGGAAAGACAUGUGCCUGUCUUUGUACUGGAAGAUAAAAUGUCUAGGUGGACUUUUAGGCUUUUACCAAGGUGGCAUCAGGUCAUUCACAUGUUUGACAGUGUUUGUGUAUUUAUGCAUAAUUUCCACUGAGCAACAUGGAAAAUAAAGGCUGAAGAAGGACAAA
Cyprinus carpio (common carp) is the source of this 2854-nucleotide messenger RNA. RefSeq names its product ADP-ribosylation factor-like protein 15. Lineage: Eukaryota; Metazoa; Chordata; Actinopteri; Cypriniformes; Cyprinidae. The record is from RefSeq and is a predicted model, not a curated record. Gene Ontology annotation, molecular function: GTPase activity; GTP binding.